AUGCCUCAGAAUGCCCAAGGUAAAGACUUUACUCAAGAUAUUCAGAAUAUGGAUAGCAGCUCCGCUGCUGACUCGACAGAUUCAGACAGUGACCAGUCCAACAACGAUUCAGAUUUAUUGCACGUUCGUACCACAAUUGCAGCACCUCCUCUCAAUGCAUCAGCUGAAGAUCUUUGCAAGGCAAAUCUUUAUGUUUAUUGGGAGGCUCUGAAGAAGAACGCUCUCCUUGAGGCUACACUUUCUAAAGGUCGGAAGACAAAGCUCACCAACAAGGACCUCGCACUCGCUGCCAAGGAAGAUACCAUCAAGAACUAUGGACACAAGUUUUCUGUAACACACUGCCUCUGGGUCGAUACCAUCAUUUUCCCCUUGCAUGCGCCACCUCCUAGGAUCGAUCUCACAAGCAAAGAGCGGUGGCUCUCUCCAAUGUCAAUACAGGAUGGCGUUAAAGCCGAAAUCUUUCUUUUUAUUCUUCCAGCAGACCACAACAUGAUGGCCCAUAAGAACUUCAGUUGCCAUUUUGUCAAAGGCAUCAAUAGUGUUCGUGCCGAAAUGGUUUCUGAUGUCAAGUCGUGCACAGCUGCCAUUUUCAAUCUCGAUGCAAAGUUCUUCAUAUGA
Messenger RNA from Suillus bovinus, 618 nucleotides. RefSeq lists its product as uncharacterized. The record is from RefSeq and is a predicted model, not a curated record. The transcript is spliced from 3 exons. The coding region runs from base 1 to 618 and encodes 205 amino acids. NCBI's taxonomy places the organism in Eukaryota, Fungi, Basidiomycota, Agaricomycetes, Boletales, Suillaceae.